Messenger RNA from Psilocybe cubensis, 1119 nucleotides. RefSeq lists its product as uncharacterized. The record is from RefSeq and is a predicted model, not a curated record. The transcript has 6 exons. NCBI's taxonomy places the organism in Eukaryota, Fungi, Basidiomycota, Agaricomycetes, Agaricales, Agrocybaceae. Bases 1 to 1119 code for a protein of 372 amino acids.
AUGUAUGGCCAGAGGCAACCUGAAUGGCAAGGCCUAUUGCAAGACUCAGGAUCAAAACCGAUUGCAUCGCAACCAAGUCUGGAGGAAUAUUCAUCUCUCUGUCGCAGAUUCGUCACUCCAGCGAACGAUGGAUCUCAGUCUCUCCCAAGUUCCCGGUCUGAGACAAGUGACACCUACUUCUUCCCUGCUGAUAUGGAUAUAAUGGCAAACCGGAUUGAUGAUUCGUCUUUUGAUUCUCUAGCGCUUUCCGAUACAGACUCAUGCGCGUCACAGCUUCCCACCCCAGUCGACGACGAUUUUUUCACCCCAAAAGACAGUGUCGAGUCUCUCGCUGUUCAGGGCUGGACUGAUGAUUUCGACGAUGGUGAUAGCUUUCUAAUCUCUGGGGUCGUAUGGGAUCAAGCGUCGGGGCAGCAUCUCCUCACGGCACCACGUCAAGUUUCUCGAAAGUCGUUCUACGACUACUACUACCCGCCAUUGCAACCGAAUCACUGGCAAGAAUACUAUCGUGAACAAGAAAGGCUCAAUGUCAAAUCUGACAACAGAUUCUCGGGUAAGGCCUCUGUGGCAGCACCGUCUGACUCUGAACCCGGACCGAUUCCUCGCGUGGACCUUUCCGCAGCAUACAUCUCGUCAGAUGGUGUCGAGCAAAGCAAUGAGGUUGAGGAUCUGAACCCUGAUCCUGAAUGUGUAUACACGUUCGGCCCCCUCUAUGGAAAGGCUCGAGAUAGAGCGUAUGUUUUCGUCUUCUUUAGUGCCACAAAAAAUACAGCAAGAGCUCAAGAUAUAUCCACAGUAAGAAACGAAAAGAUCAGAAGAGUUGAAGAUUACAUUGUAUACCAGUCCGAGCUCAACAAUUGGAAGUAUAAAUGUAAAGAUUUGCAAACGAAAAUCGAUCAACUUGAGCAAAUCUACCAAGGAACAAGCAGAAUCAUGAAUCAACAUCAUAAAUUCCAAAAAGAGGAGUAUAAAAGGUUACAACAAAAAAUCGAGGUUUUAGAGGAUGAUUUGGAUGACGAAGAAGAAGAAACGAUGCUUGUCAUAGAACUGUUGAUUUCUAUUUUCGAAAAAGUUAUUCAAGCUUUCUACCAGUUCAAGCCCAGUGUAAACAUAGGCUAA